Penicillium argentinense is the source of this 1887-nucleotide messenger RNA. RefSeq names its product tyrosine protein phosphatase PTP1 (gene ptpB). Lineage: Eukaryota; Fungi; Ascomycota; Eurotiomycetes; Eurotiales; Aspergillaceae. Bases 1 to 1887 code for a protein of 628 amino acids. The record is from RefSeq and is a predicted model, not a curated record. Gene Ontology annotation, biological process: protein dephosphorylation. Gene Ontology annotation, molecular function: protein tyrosine phosphatase activity. The transcript has 4 exons.
AUGGUAGCAGUCGACGGCCAUAUCUACUCCUCGGUGCCUCCUCCCCGACGAGUUCCCAGAUCCUGCCCUCGUCCCCCCACUUCUCGCACGUCGACUCGACCCUCGAAUCCUCGAAUCCUCGAAUCCUCGACCUUCAGGCAGACCACCGUCGCCCCCUCCAGUCCUCCUUCUAGUCCUGCCGCGGUCCAUCGGGAGAGAGUCCGACUCAUCGCAUCUUUCGGGCCCCGCGGGUUCUUCUGCUGGCAGCGACUGCUCGGCCUGAUACGAGGUCACACGGUUCGCUAUUGCGACGCUCCUCGCCUCUUCGCUCGACGCCCGAACCCCUCCGUGAUCUCCAGAAAUCUGGCCCUGGACACGCCUUCUCGGGACAGCUACUAUAGCUGUCCCGAUCUGUCGUCGCUGCAGAUUUCCCACUACUCUGCCGCGGCAUACGGAAUCGACCAGGAUAUCAGCACUGAACCCGAGCCCGAUCGCUCGCCCUCGCCCGACUCCGCUGCCCCGCGCAGCGUCAAGAAACGCUCCAAGGGCCACGCCGUCUCGAGAAAAGCGCGCGGCGUGAUCGGCAAGGUUCGCGCAUUCCAGCGGAUCGCGACUGCCAAAAUGGCGCAUCCGGCCAUCAAGAUCGACACCAGCGUGCAGCCAACCAAGCGCGGCCUGCCAGACAAUGAUGCGGGCCUCGAUCUCCCUAAGGACGAACAAGGGAACCCCCGGUUGGAGGAUGGCAACACCGAUGAUGUCCCGCCGUUCCUGUGUCAAUCAGUCUCGGAGAUUCACGACAAAUUCGAAGACCUCGAAUGGAUGCAGAGGACUCGCAUCGCCGAAGGCACCCUCUCCAAUGAUCCGACUCAUCCCUUUGCCCUCGAGGGCGAUCCCCGGGUCAAGGCGAGAAAUCGAUACUUCAACGUGCAGGCAUGGGCCAACUGCCGGAUCCAUCUGCGGGUGCCCGACGGAGAAUGUGACUUCAUCAAUGCCUCGCCGAUUGUCUUGAGGGACACGGUGACCGAGGAGCCGCGCAGAUAUAUAGCAACGCAGGGACCAAAGCUCGGGCAUCUCGCUCACUUCUGGCACAUGGUCUUCCACGAAAGCAAGGAAGUGGGCGUCAUCGUCAUGCUCACGCAGACUUUCGAGGCGGGCCGCGAGAAAUGUGCCCAGUACUUUCCGUUGAACCGGGAGCAGCCUUCCAUGACCCUCACCCGGGAUGAACCGGAUCCCUUUGUGAACGAUGACUCCGAUCAAGACGACACUGGUGUGAUCGGAACAGUGACCCUGCUCGAGUCGACCUUUGAUGCGAAGUCACGAUCGGAAAUCCGCAAAUUGGAACUCACCAUUGGCUCAAAGACGAAGAUCGUCUGGCAUUUCCUAUUCGCAGGUUGGGCGGACUAUUCCAAGCCCGAAGGCCAUGAUCGUGAGGCGCUGCUCCAGCUGAUCAAGCUCUCGGCUUCCAAAUGCAGCUCCGACAAUCCACGUGUGGUGCACUGCAGCGCAGGGGUUGGUCGGACCGGGACGUUCAUUGCUCUGGACCACCUGCUGGGCGAACUCGAAUCGGGCCAGCUGCUGCAGGUAACCGACGCUGAAACGGACCCUGUUUUUGAGACGGUCAACCAGAUGCGUGAGCAACGCAUGAUGAUGGUCUAUAACGAGAUGCAGAUGCAGUUCAUCUACGAGGUGCUGCGGGAGCAGACCGACGUCAAGCUGGGCAAGAUUUCGGCCCACGGUGACGACUCGCCGGCCAGCCAAGAUGAGCCGCGCUCCGCAAAAGUGGCUAAACUGAAUGACCAUGCAGACUAUCUGCCCGCGUCAAAGCCCGAGUUGGAGGCCGUCUCGGACCGUGUUUCAACUCCGACGCAAAGCUGGUCCGGAACGCCUGAGGGUUCUGACAGCGACUAG